AUGUCUCGGUUCCUGAACAUAACCGCCGCUGACAUGCAGAAAUUUCAACAGCAACCUGAAUAUAUGACCAAACCAAAACUCGUCCAGAUUUACGACAUCAAUUAUACUCGAUUCACACCGGCGAAAAAAAUACGAUAUCUUUUUAAGGAACCGAGUCCAAGUGAAUAUCCUCUGGAUCUGGAGUCCAACUAUGAAGUACCCAUUGAAUUGAAACAUGAUACGCAAACGAAUUUGCUACAUCCGCUAUUACAUUGCUAUUUUGGCAAAGAUCGUAAUGAUCGAGUGCAUUGCAAAGGCGAUGACGGACAAAGGCAUGAAAAUAAUCCGGAAAUGACCGAUGUCUAUACCAGACGUGGUAUUUUGGAAAAAAUCAUGGAAUUUUGUUAUGGCAAAUAUAAUUUUUGUGUACUUGUAUCACGUUACAAGGGUAAAAUUUUUAUGGUCGAAAAACCAAAGGAUGAAGAUAAAUUCGAUGAACAACAACAUGGGCAUAAACAUCAUCGGCGUAUAACUCAAUUGACAUCGAUUGACAUUUCGCCCGAAUUAUGUAAUCGCAACGAUGACAACGUAUUUCAAAUUGCCAUACAUGAAGCGAAUUUGGGAAAAUAUAAUCUACACUAUGUUGGCAGGGCUCAGUCUAUUAAAAUCACAGAAGAAUGCAGAAACGAUUUAAAUCAGUUGAAUAAAGUGGAAUUUAUUUCCACGAAACAAGUAUGGUCAAAUAUGCGCGAUAAAAGUUUAAAACUUUUAAAAUAUUGGUUGCAAACAUAUUUAUCGAAUGUAAGAGAAUUAUAUAUUGCAUAUAAAGACACAAAUGCAAUGGUUAGAGAUCCAAUAGAAUGUCGGAAAACAUGUGAUAUUCCAAAGAGUUGUUUUUGGGAGCCGAGUGUUUGUAUAACGUUUCUAAAUGAAUUUCUCACUAAGGUGGAGGAAGUUACGUCGAACACAGAUUCAUGGGAUACGGUUUUUGAAUUUCAUUUUGGUGCCCUAAACAAACAGGUUGUAUUAAUUACGAAAUCCGGUAAUGCUUUUAUACCAAAGGAAUAUAUUGAUUAUAUUCAAUAA
Messenger RNA from Musca vetustissima, 1065 nucleotides. Its product is annotated as decapping and exoribonuclease protein-like. The record is from RefSeq and is a predicted model, not a curated record. The coding region runs from base 1 to 1065 and encodes 354 amino acids. Lineage: Eukaryota; Metazoa; Arthropoda; Insecta; Diptera; Muscidae. The transcript is spliced from 4 exons. Gene Ontology annotation, cellular component: cytosol; nucleus. Gene Ontology annotation, biological process: nuclear-transcribed mRNA catabolic process; NAD-cap decapping.